AUGAAUGGAAAUUUAGUGUCAGAAAAACAACAGAAUUCAGGAGUUCAGGUGAAGUUCACGUUCGACUCGCCGGCGCAGGGCAACCGCAACUACAUCCCAGUGAGCGACCUGUACAGCCGCAACUUCACCGACACCAACGGCGAGUUCCAGCUGGAGCUGACAAUGGGCAACCUGCGCACCGCCUUCGACGCCGAAUUCCGUGUGCCGCAGUCGGUGUGGUCGUCGCUGCCGCUGCACCCGCACCGCCACCACCGGCACAGCCACAGCUCCGCCGCCUCCGGGGGCGGCUCCUCGUCCUCCUCGCACGGCCGCUCGGGACCCGCCUCCUCCGCCCCCGCUUCCACCGCCACGUCGCCCACGCCCGUCGUCACCACCGGCACCGCCCACAAGCUCGAGUCCACUUACUUCACGUUUGGCGGCUUCGACUGGAACCUCGCCCUGUACCCGCACGGUGCAAAGGAGAUCGGCAGCGGUUCGGAGAACCGUGUGUCGGUGUACCUGAACCGGCUGACGGGCUUCGACCACCGGUGCCGCGUGCGCUACAGCGUCAGCCUGGGCGACGCCGAGCGGCGCCUGGACUCCGGCCUCCUUGACGACGUCUCCGACUCGGACGGCAAGGGCUACGGCUGGCACCCGCGCGCGCGCUUCUCCGACCUCGUCUACAAGGGGCUAGUGCGGCUGCACCUGGAGCUGCUGGCGGCGAACACUGUGAGCGAGGUGGCGGUCGCCUCGGCGCCACCCCACCCUACAGCGCCACCGCCAGCAGCUCUGCUGCCCGCCGCUCCCGUGACGCCGGUGCUGCCGCAGCCCGUGGUCGCGCAGUGCUACGACCGCGACAAGCAAGCCUGGACCAUCAAGAGCGACUGCCACGCCGAGACCGUCCGCCUGCACAUGGUCUACAAGGACAUCCACAACGUGCCCCGCAACCACCUCAGGUAUGGCCUGCUUUUCUAA
This is a messenger RNA of Schistocerca serialis cubense, 954 nucleotides long. RefSeq lists its product as uncharacterized. The coding region runs from base 1 to 954 and encodes 317 amino acids. The transcript is spliced from 4 exons. The record is from RefSeq and is a predicted model, not a curated record. NCBI's taxonomy places the organism in Eukaryota, Metazoa, Arthropoda, Insecta, Orthoptera, Acrididae. Gene Ontology annotation, molecular function: protein binding.